This is a messenger RNA of Siniperca chuatsi (mandarin fish), 2389 nucleotides long. RefSeq names its product ras homolog family member V (gene rhov). Gene Ontology annotation, biological process: small GTPase-mediated signal transduction. Bases 136 to 846 code for a protein of 236 amino acids. The transcript has 3 exons. NCBI's taxonomy places the organism in Eukaryota, Metazoa, Chordata, Actinopteri, Centrarchiformes, Sinipercidae. The record is from RefSeq and is a predicted model, not a curated record. Gene Ontology annotation, molecular function: GTP binding; GTPase activity.
CCCGCACAUGUCGCCCGUCAGUCACAACUGGACAGGCAGGCUGGCGGUAUGUGAGAGCUCCUCAGCUAAGUAUCAGUGUCACGGAGAUCGGACAGGAGGAGAGUCUGCAUUCAGAAGGUGAAUGUGCGGCUCGACAUGCCACCUCACAUGGAUUACUUUUACCACGAGUCCCGAGUCCCUUCCGCUUGCGGGCUGACCCGGGAGGACGAGCUGGAGCCAGGCGUCAUCAGCUGUAUGCUGGUCGGAGACGGAGCCGUCGGGAAGACCAGCAUGAUUGUCAGCUACACCUCCAAUGGAUACCCGACAGAAUACAAACAGACUGGCUUUGAUGUCUUCUCCGGUCAGGUCCAAGUAGAAGGAUCUCCGGUCAAAGUUCAGCUUCUGGACACUGCUGGACAGGAGGAGUUUGAUGAAUUCAGGGCUCUGUCCUAUGCCCACACGGACGUCUUUCUCCUGUGCUUCAGCAUGGUCAACCCCACCUCAUUUCACAACAUCACCAAGAAGUGGGUGUCAGAGAUCCGGUCUUAUAACCCAUCCUCGCCCAUCGUUCUUGUUGGGACUCAGUCGGACCUCUUACUGGACGUGAACGUCCUCAUCAACCUGGACCGAUCUAAUGUCAAGCCAAUUCUGAGCUCCCGGGCCCGGAGCAUGGCGGACAAGAUCAGGGCUACAGACUACAUAGAGUGUUCGUCACUCACGCAAAAGAAUUUGAAGGAGGCGUUUGAUGCGGCCAUCUUUGCUGCCAUUAAGAACAAAGCCCGCAAGACCAAGAAGAGGAGGUUUUCUGACAGGCGCACUAAAGCUUUCUCCAGGUGCAGCUGGAAGAAAUUCUUCUGCUUCAUCUGAACUCAUAAACUGACUGUUAACCCUGUGGGUUGUGGACAAAACUCUAAUUUAUUUAAAUCCUUUACUUUUGCUUGAUGUCACAGCUCUGAUCUGUGGUAGUUUAGCAUCCUUCCCUGUUAAGUAUUUGGCGUAUUUUACUCUGGGAUGCCAAAUGGUGCAAGGGAAACAAAACAUGAGCACACAGUGAGGAUUGGGAACCAACAUCUGUGGAGACAGCAGAGAGGAUUCUGGGUCAUUCUCAGCCAGGGUCUGGUUUCACAGUCCAGCAGACCGACUCGGGACUGCAGUGUUGCUCACAUUAAACUCAAAUGUUUUGAUGUUCCAGGGCAAUAGAAAAAAACAUACCUUACAUAGAAAAAUCAAAGUGUGUGUAUGCUUAAAUGUGUAUGCAUCACUCGUGAGUCACUUCAGGGAGAAGGGCAGUGGAUUGAGACUAAAAGAGGCAAACACAUCAAGUUGCUCAACAUAUAUCCACAGAGAGAAAGGACAGGCCAUCAUGUAAAUGUUGUGAAUUUGCAUGGUGUGCUUUGCUACCAGCUGCAGCCUUUAAUGUAAGCGAGAGAGAAACAGAAAGUGUCGGGGCUGUGUUUGAGCAGAUGGGCGUUAGUCACUUUUCUGUUGUGUUCCUGUUGUCUGGCUACACCAGCCUAUUUAUAUGCAGCAGCUGCAAGUUCAUGUUGCAGUGCAAGAUGCCACAUUCUUACCUGUGUGAGAAAGUUCCCCUGGCCGGUUUGGGUUGGCAGUCUCUUGUCUUCAAGUUAAUCAACUGACAAUCUCAUCACCCCUGACAUUUACAUUUAAUGGGAAUAAUAUCAACUGAUUUAACAUCUGUGAGAAAGAAACACAGCAGGAUGACUUGUUUGUGACAAAUCAGAGACAAAUGUAAUUCAUCUAUCUUAAUUCUCAGAUAUGCACAGGAACUUGUUUGAAAAUCCUCUUGUUUGAGGUGAAAGGCUGAAUGGGAGCAGUAGCCUUUGGCUUUUUGUCCCUGUCUCCCAUCAAUCUGCAUCUGUAAAAGCAAGCACCGCAGGAGUCUUAACUUCCACCCUGCGGAUCCUCCCACCACCACCGUCAGCCUGGCUUUUUUUAUUCACCCCUCUUUGUUUAUAUGCUCAAUACACUCCUUAUCUCCUUAAUAGCCCACUGUGUACAGAGUUAUAGGAUGUUAAACUGCCUCUGCUUGAAUGUCAGUGUAAAGUAAUACACUUAAAAAAAAAAGCCUUGUGUCGGUGAUGUAUGUGCAAAAGAAAGUCAUAUUUUGAUGGAUAUACAAGUGACCAGGGCUAGGCUUUACUAUGCUUCUUGUGGAAGUCAGCUUAAUAUGCUAUUUUUAUGCUAUUCUGUUUGUUAAAACAGGUCAUUUGUCAUGUUUAUGUAUAUGAAAUAUUAGAUAAGACAUGGAUUUUAAAUGCAUUAAUGUACUCCACAAACUAUUUUUUGUUACAUUUUGAAUCACUGUUACUAAACCCCCCCCUUCUCUAACCUGUAUGUCUUUUUUACAUGUUGGAGUGAUGUGAUGCAAAUAAAUGAAGUGCAAAUUGUA